Molecule: messenger RNA, 2530 nt
Organism: Mucor mucedo
Lineage: Eukaryota; Fungi; Mucoromycota; Mucoromycetes; Mucorales; Mucoraceae
Product: exocyst complex component Sec10-like protein
Exons: 11
Coding region: 45-2522 (825 amino acids)
Biological process (GO): exocytosis; Golgi to plasma membrane transport
Cellular component (GO): cytoplasm; exocyst
Molecular function (GO): protein binding
Source: RefSeq, a predicted model, not a curated record
AUUCUUAUUCUUUUGAACACACACACUCACAAAAAAAAAAAAGGAUGAUGAAUGAUGAAGUAGUAAACAACAUACCCGUACUUCAAGCUACUAGAAUACUUCCACCCAACGUAUUACUCCGAGUUUUUCAAUAUUUACCUGUACCUUCCUUGGCUCAAGUAGCUCUUGUCUCGAGACGAUUUAAAGUUUUGGUUUACGAUGAUGAAAUUUGGGAUACUAAAUUACGCAUAAUGUUGGAAAACGACACGGGUGCAUUAGCCGCCAUGCUGGAAGGAGAAAAUGAAAGCAGUUCACUUAUUGACGCCGAGAAUACCAUUUACAUUAACAGUAAACCGCUCAAUACGUUAAUACCGGGCAUGUCCACCGAUCCUUACAGCGCAAGAGCAAGAGCUAAAUCCACUGGUGUCGCUAAAGAACAAUUUAAACAACUUUAUACACAACUACUACCUUAUUAUGUCGAUUUAAGAGACGACCACAAUAAAACAAGUAAAGUCCUCACUGACUUUGGAAACCAACCUCAGGAAUGUGGUAAAGUCAUCAACUUGUUGAUGGGUUUAGGUCAAUGUCAUGUCGUCGAUGACUGGAAGGAGCUGAACGAAGGUGUGAGUGCAUUAUCUCAAUAUUUCGAAAGUGCCUCACUUCACGAAUUCGAAGUGGCCUAUGAUGUUCAUAAUACAGCAGAUAUGAAGUCUUAUGCAAAUGCAUUAAUUGCAUUAAACGGUGGUUCAACAUGUAUGCAAACCUAUGUUCAGAAGCAUCCUAUAUUUUACGACAAUCCAUUUAAACCCGAAGACAAUUUCAUCACGUUACCAGAUGAUUUGACACCGUUCAAGAAACUCAUGUCACUUGUCACGGACGAACUUAAACAACAAUCCUCAUUAGCAUCUCAAGUAUUUCCCGAGAAAAUGGAUGCAUUCUAUCUCUUUGCUGACCGUGUUUUUGAGGAUGUAAUUGCAGAGUUUGUGGCCCAGUUACUAGGAAGAGCCAUGUCAUUCAGUACACUUUUAUACUUGCAAACCAUGUCAGUCGUCUUGGCAUCCACACGAAAAGUCAUUGCUGUCCUGACAAACCCUGAAGAAGUGCCUAAGCCCAUCGAGCAUGAUCGGGGUGUCAAUCUAUUGUUCAAACUGUUUUUGCCUUUUUUGGAUGACUAUUUGUACGAGGAAAGUCAUUAUGCACAAAACAUUACCAAAAAGUACAUUGACGACUGGAAUAAUCGUUCGGCAGCACAUACAGACGCUUCAGCACGUCUCACCAACCAAUCUCGGGAGACCUUCAAAAGAAACUACUUGGCUGCCUUCAAGAAAGUAUUGACUUUACCUGUAGAUCUGGUUUCCACGGCAGCUACCACCAUCGCUUCUCCCUUCCAACGAUCAAAUACCAUCAAUUCUAAACGAUCAUCCACUUUAUCCGUGGACUCCACCACACCCACCACACCUAAACCCACCACCCCAUCAUCAUCGUUGGCCGGACGUGAUUCCUCUGAUAGUAAAGAUGUGGCUGGUCAAUUAGAAACAGCUAAACAAGAAUUAGACAUGCUUCAAAACUAUUUAUCCUUGGAGAUCUCGUUACAAUUGAUUCAUAUCAACAAGGAAUCUGAACGUCGCGUACAACAAUUCAUUGAUAUUGGAUUCCCAGGAAGAAUGAAAUCAGACAUCCAAAAGACAUAUGAAACCAUCUUUAUCCAAUUAUUAAAGACAUUAGGCCAAACACAUAUACAACCGGGAUUCGACAGUGCGUCGGUAAGACUGGCAACGUACAAACCUUCACUCAAUACAAGCAACGAAGAUGUACCGCCCUUAACCGAAUUCUUCGAGUUAGUGCAUGUAGCAGACGUGAUCCAACAAAUGAUCCAGCUGUAUUACGACGAAGAGAUCACAAAACAUGUGGAUAAGCAUGAUUUCAUGAAUGACGUCAAUAAAGAAAAGAAAUCCUUUGAACGUCUUUUGGAUGAUUGUGUGGCAAGAGGGAUGGAUGGUGGUAUUCAAGUCUUACUGUCUCAGGUUGAAUACAUCUUGGCCACAGAACAAACACGUCAGGAUUAUAAUCCGCCAACCGAAUCUAUGCCUGAUUUGAAACCCACCAAGGCAUGUCGAGAUACCAUCGCCUGUCUCAAAACCAAUACGUCUAUGCUCAAUGGAGCAGCAGAAAAAGGAACCAUGGAUCUCUUCUUUAGUGAAAUUGGCCGACGUUUCUUUGAAAUUCUUUGUAAGCAUUUGAAACAACAAACGGUGAAUGAAAUGGGUGGGUUCCGGUAUAUCUGUGACAUGAACGCUUAUUAUGAUUUCAUCGUGUCCUUACGACAAAAGACCAUCACACCUUAUUUCUUGGCAUUGAAAUCUUUAGCCAAUCUGUAUAUUAUCGAAUCCGCUGCGGAUAUCAAGUCAUUGAUCCAUGAUCUCGAGCGUUACCAUGGUCUCAUGCGAAUUGAAGAUCUAUUUGAAUUUGCUGCUUGUCGUAGUGAUUGGCCCCUGAUAAAGAAAGUAGUUCAAAAGGACAUGACCGACUGCUGUCUCAUGUGAAAAAAAAA